GGAGGGAGCCCAGCGUUUGCCAGAUACCGGACACGGGUGCAGCGUUAGCGUUUGACUGAAGGCUCGUAUCCUCACUGAUGGAACACGAGUGCCAGCCAAACACUAACGCAGCAGUCGUGUCCAAUCUGUGGCACACGCAGGCCUUCGUUCGACGACGUACAGAGUCCUGCACUGGGGCCUUGUCCUCUAGGGGGUGUUCUAUUCGCGGUGGGGUUGGAGAGAGGGAGAGAGAAACAGAUAGGAGCAAUCUCUCCCUGUACGUGCUGCAAACAAGACCGAGAAGCUUAGGAUGUGAUAAAGCCACGGAGUAACUGAUAAGUGCACCCUUCCAAGCACAGCCUUGCCUUCAGCUAGAGUCGUUUUGUGUGGUGGGGCGGCUGUGCAGAACGGAAGCCAUGUGUUGCAUCUCGAUACUGCUGACGCUCGCGCUCGUAGCCGUGUUGGCGGUUGCCUGGUAUUGGUUUCGAUACUGGGCCGACGCCUGCUGGAGCCUCGUUUGGGCAGAACGUUUCGGCGCAUCUCCCGCCAACUUGAGACGACAGGUGGCCUGGAUUACCGGAGCAGGCAGCGGAGUGGGCAGAGCCGUCGCCAUGGAGUUGGCGUCCAAUGGGGUCAGGCUGGUGCUCUCGGACAUUGACACCAAGGCCAUUGAAGACGUCAAGUACACAAUCAUCGCGCAGGAUUUGCUGCCGGAGAAGGACAUCUUGGUCCUGCCCCUGGACGUGACGGCAUUCGAGUCUCACCGCGGCGCCUUCGACUCCGUCCUGGAGAAAUUUGGCCGUCUGGACAUCUUGGUGAACAGUGCGGGAAGAUCCCAGUCUGCGAAGUUCCAAGACAUUGAGAUGGAGGUACACAAGGCGAUGUUCAACCUGAAUGUGUUCAGCCAUGUGAACCUGACCAAGACGGUGGUUCCACACUGGUUGGAGAGGAGAACGGGUCACGUGGUGGUGCUCAGUAGCUGUGCGAGCAAGAUUGCUCUGCCGGACUCUGCGACCUACAAUGCCACAAAAGCAGCUCUGCAUGGCUAUUUCGAAUGCCUCUGGUCUGAAGUCUUCGACAAGGGAAUCAACGUCACCAUGGUCUGUCCCGGCCCAGUUGCCACACCCAUUAGGCAGAACUGUUUCAGUGGCACCCUGGACAAGACCGAGUGCUUCAAACCUUCCGCCAAUCAGCGCAAGAUGACCGCUGCUCGGGCAGGUCAGCUGAUCGUCACCGCUAUCGCCAAUAAGCUGGACGAGAUCUGGAUUGGCCCGCAGCCAUUCGUCCUCUACAUGUACCUGGCGCAGUACUUUCCAACAAUUUACAGAAAAUAUGUUGUGCCAUCCAUCUUCCAGAAAGAACACAUCGCAAGGCUUCGCGACAAUUAGAACGUUAGACAAAUUAAUGUCAUCUUUAAAAUGUGAAAUAUUUUUCUAAACCCGGCUUCCUUUCAUGAAAUUAUGCCAGCCUCCAUCGGAAAGGCAAAAGAAACGACAUAGCUUGCGGCUUGAUUCAGUCAAAGCGGUUUUGAAUAUUUUUGCAAAUGUAUUUUUUUCGGAAUUAUUAUAUGUGUGUAAACGGCGCAAGAGAGCGCUUAAGAAUACAAAUAAUGCUGUUGUCGCAAUCAUUGCUUUGAACGUCGUACCCGAAAUAAAGUACUAUCGACAUUUA
Ixodes scapularis (black-legged tick) is the source of this 1650-nucleotide messenger RNA. Its product is annotated as dehydrogenase/reductase SDR family member 7. Lineage: Eukaryota; Metazoa; Arthropoda; Arachnida; Ixodida; Ixodidae. Bases 396 to 1367 code for a protein of 323 amino acids. The transcript has 7 exons. The record is from RefSeq and is a predicted model, not a curated record.